CAGAUAUAUAGGCCGGCGUACCCCGUCCCUCUGCGCAGCUCUUCUAUCAAACAAGUUUCCCCGAUAACAUAAACGAGUUUCAAAUCCAGUACGUAUAAAAUUAAUUAAUUUCUCAUUUCUCCUUUCCUAGAUCUGCGUAAAUCAGGAAACCUGCCCCGUCUCAUUUCUCCAGCUCAGUUUCUGGAUUUGUUGCUUUCUGAAUUCCGGAUCCAUUCCGAGGUCGCCAUCCAUGGGAUUCGCGAAAGACGAAGCGAGUUCAUCCUCCCAUGUCCUCCACUUACCACCGCGAGAAGACACCCCACUCCUCUCGAGUCAACACCAUCUCUCUUCCCCGACCAAAACCUUCGCCAAUGUUUUCAUAGCCAUCGUCGGAUCAGGGGUUCUUGGUCUACCCUAUACGUUCAAGAGAACUGGAUGGGUCAUGGGUGUUCUUAUGCUCUUCUCUGUGGCCUCCUUGACCUACUACUGUAUGAUGCUGUUAGUGCAUUCACGAAGAAAGCUCGAAUCCAAUCCCAAGUCCCCGAAGCUCUCAUCUUUUGGCGAUCUAGGGUUUGCUGUGUGUGGUCGGAUAGGGAGGUUUGCUGUUGAUGUUAUGAUUGUUCUCUCCCAAGCUGGAUUCUGUGUUAGCUACAUGAUUUUCAUAGCAAAUAGUUUAGCUCACAUAUUCAAUUAUGCAUCUGUUGAGCACCCAAACCCUAAAAUUUUGGGGAUUUCCCCAAAAUCUGUGUAUGUCUGGAGCUGUUUUCCAUUCCAACUGGGGUUGAAUUCAAUUCCCACACUUACCAAUUUAGCUCCUUUAAGCAUCUUCGCCGAUGUGGUUGAUUUGGGAGCUAUGGGUGUGGUUAUGGUUGAGGAUGUUUUAGUCUACUUACAGAACAGGCCUGUUCUUCAGCCCUUUGGUGGGCUCAGUGUGUUCUUCUAUGGUCUUGGAGUUGCUGUGUAUGCUUUUGAAGGGGUCGGGAUGGUUUUGCCCCUAGAGUCAGAGACGGAGGACAAGGGUAAGUUUGGAAGAGUCUUGGGUUUAUCAAUGGCACUGAUAUCUAUGAUGUAUGGGGUGUUUGGGAUACUAGGUUACUUUGCAUUUGGUGAUGAGACUAAAGACAUAAUCACCACUAACCUUGGGAGGGGGCUUGUAAGCAGCCUUGUCCAAAUCGGGUUAUGUGUUAAUCUUUUCUUUACCUUCCCACUAAUGAUGAACCCGGUGUAUGAAGUGUUGGAAAGGAGGUUCUGUGAAGGAAAAUAUUCACUUUGGCUAAGGUGGUUUGGUGUGUUUGUGGUCAGUUUGGUGGCUCUGGCAGUUCCUAACUUUGCGGACUUUUUAUCGCUAGUGGGGAGCAGUGUGUGCAUUGUGCUGGGCUUUGUUUUGCCGGCUUUGUUUCAUCUGAUUGUGUUCAAGCAAGAAUUGGGUUGGCUUGGGUUGGCUUAUGAUGGAGCCAUCAUUGUUCUGGGCUUCUCUUUUGCUUCCUACGGCACGUUCUCUUCUCUGUUGGAUAUCUUCGCAGUGAAGGCUUAAUUAAUCAUUGAUUGGGGGGUUUCACCGCCCGGCCGGCGGGCCAUUCAUCAAGCAACAUUUGUGUGUCGUAGUACUUUUUUAUGUACUCCCUACAAUAUAUGCAUAUGUGUUGGUUGGUGUUCUUGAAACACCAUCCAAAAAGAUCCCAACCCCCGUAUGUUAAUCAAUUAAGAAGAGGCUGCCACGCUGGACAUAUACUGUAAUGUGGUGUCAUACUUUUUGGUGGCUGUUGCAAGUCAUCUUGCCCUUGAAAGAAUUCUCAUGUUUUUGCUUUCUUCCUUUUCUGUGCCCACAAUAAAAAUUUACUCUCCCAUGGAAAUUUGGCUUCUAAAG
Molecule: messenger RNA, 1846 nt
Organism: Cuscuta europaea
Lineage: Eukaryota; Viridiplantae; Streptophyta; Magnoliopsida; Solanales; Convolvulaceae
Source: the annotation of a GenBank genome assembly